Molecule: messenger RNA, 645 nt
Organism: Parastagonospora nodorum SN15
Lineage: Eukaryota; Fungi; Ascomycota; Dothideomycetes; Pleosporales; Phaeosphaeriaceae
Exons: 2
Coding region: 1-645 (214 amino acids)
Source: RefSeq, a predicted model, not a curated record
AUGUGCGAGAGCAUCAAAAUAUCGAGUGGUGGAGCAUGUCGAGGGGGGGCUGACGAGUUUGCUGGUAUCCGAAAGGACCUUCUCGCAUCGGUAGGUGAGAUCUCAGAGCUCCCAUCCUUACUGGAAGACUUUCCUCAUUCAAAGCUUCCAGAGCAGUCUGAACCGUCUUUCUUGCUGCGUGGUCUUCAACAAGCUCUCCAUCUGAAGCAGGUCCGUCUGAUUCAUUCGCUCCUAGAUCGUUACUCAUCAGCGGCCCGUUUCUUUCAAAGCAUCGGCCUCGUUCGUAAGACAGUAUCUUCCCGACCCUUGGACUCUCAGCUCGAUCUCGACUCCUUCGAUUCUGACGACUCUGAGUUCGACACUAUCUCUGAGACCGACAUUCAAGCUAAUUGGUCCAGGCGAGCUUCAAAAGACUCGCCCACAUGCCAAGCUUACCGAUCUGCGAGGUCGAUCGCGUAUGCUCGGGCAAACAAUCUCCAAAUUGUUUCACCUCGACCUAUCAAAGAUUCGCUGACACCGUCUGAUAGUCCUGUAGCCUUGCCUAAGCGCAAUGACUCUACCAUUGAUGUCUCGCAAAAUAUCGAGUUAGACAGCCCCCACCAGCCGUGCGUCUUAAGCGACAUUUGCGCAGCAGUAGCGUGCUGA